Sungouiella intermedia is the source of this 816-nucleotide messenger RNA. The record is from the annotation of a GenBank genome assembly. NCBI's taxonomy places the organism in Eukaryota, Fungi, Ascomycota, Pichiomycetes, Serinales, Metschnikowiaceae.
AUGACUCUAACCACGUACCUCAGACUGGAGAAGUUUCGGCGCUACAUUCCUGACUGGCUCUGUGUGGGUGUUCUCUUCGUGUUUUUUUUUCUUGUUGCUGAACGGUCCAGACCUUUCAAUCGUCAGUUCAAAUUGAGUGACCCAACCAUUCAGCAUCCGUUUGCGGUGGUGGAAAGGGUCUCUGGGCCGAUGUGUCUUAUCUUGGCGGCCACGGUGCCAUUGGUGGUGAUGACAGUGGUGACUUUCGUCAAGCACAGAAACCAGAAGGAUCAUGCAUGGCAUGUUCUCCAGGUGUCGCUUUUGGGGUCGUUUUUGACAGUUUGCAUCGAUGGAGUUGUGACUGAUAUCUUGAAGAAUUGGGUGGGACGUCCUCGGCCCGAUUUCUUGGCUCGCUGUGGGCCCAUUGCAACAACUCCACUUGAUACCUUUGUGGGCAUUAACGUAUGCACUGCACCAUUGGGAGAUCGGGCACUUGUGGAUGGAAUGCGGUCUACUCCCUCGGGUCACCUGUCCAUUUCUUUUUCGGCAUUCUUGUUCUUGUCCAUGUGGCUUUUCGGUCAGUUUCAGCUUCUGCGUAACGUCUCGACUAACCCGGUCUAUUGGUACUUGUUCGCAUUCACUCCGCUCCUUUUGGCAUUCUACGUGGCUUUGUCUAGGGUUCAGGACUACAGACAUCACUUUGUGGAUAUUAUCCUGGGAGGCAUGUUGGGAUGUACGAUCGCUGUGGUGGUGUACCGUAAGUUCUUCAAUUCGAUCACUGGGCCCAAAAGUCACGAGAUUGUUGGCGAGGAGGAGCUGCCUAUGCUUCCUAUAUAG